Quercus robur (English oak) is the source of this 1610-nucleotide messenger RNA. Its product is annotated as BES1/BZR1 homolog protein 2-like. The transcript has 2 exons. The record is from RefSeq and is a predicted model, not a curated record. The coding region runs from base 240 to 1205 and encodes 321 amino acids. Gene Ontology annotation, biological process: DNA-templated transcription; brassinosteroid mediated signaling pathway. Gene Ontology annotation, molecular function: DNA-binding transcription factor activity. Lineage: Eukaryota; Viridiplantae; Streptophyta; Magnoliopsida; Fagales; Fagaceae.
GGAAGCAGCAUUUCUUUCUUUUAUCUUCAACUACAAAAUACAAAAUACAUGAUUAAAGAAAGCGCAAAUCCUCGUGAGGCAGAGUAGUCUGUUCCUCUCUCUGCCCAACCCAAUCCAACACACCCUCCCCCUCUCUUUCCCUCCUUCUUCCCCAAAAGCAAUAAACAAAUCUAAGAAGAAGAAGAAGAAGAAGUCUAGAGAGAGAAACCAAGAAGCUAGCGAUAGAGAGAGAGAGAGAAAUGGCGGGCGGGGGCUCAUCGGGGAGGUUGCCGACGUGGAAGGAAAGAGAGAACAACAAGAGAAGGGAGCGAAGAAGAAGAGCAAUCGCAGCUAAGAUAUACUCUGGUCUUAGAGCUCAGGGGAACUAUAAGCUACCUAAACACUGUGACAACAACGAGGUCUUGAAGGCUCUCUGUAUCGAAGCUGGUUGGGUCGUCGAAGAAGAUGGCACCACCUAUCGCAAGGGAUGCAAGCCAGCCCCAGCUGAGAUGGCAGGGACUUCAACAAACAUCAGCACAUGUUCCUCUGUUCAAUUAAGCCCACAAUCCUCAAAUUUUCCAAGUCCUGUACCAUCCUAUCAUGCCAGCCCAUCGUCGUCCUCAUUCCCAAGCCCUACUCGAUUUGAUGCAAAUCCCUCCUCUUACCUCCUUCCAUUCCUACGCAAUAUUGCCUCCAUACCUACAAAUCUUCCUCCUCUUAGAAUAUCCAACAGUGCUCCUGUAACGCCACCCCUUUCUUCGCCAACCUCUAGAGGUUCAAAACGAAAACCGGACUGGGAGUCCCUUUCCAAUGGUUCCCUAAACUCCUUUCGCCACCCCCUAUUUGCAGCCUCUGCCCCAUCAAGCCCUACACGACGUCACCAUGCUACACCUGCCACAAUACCAGAAUGUGAUGAAUCUGAUGCUUCCACAGUGGACUCUGGUCGUUGGGUCAGUUUCCAGGCAGUUCCACCUCAAGCGGCUCCUCCUUCACCUACAUUUAAUCUAAUGAAACCAGUGGCCCAACAGAGCUGUCUCCAAGAUGGGGUUGAUGUGCAUGAAGGCUUAGACUGGGGAACUGCAGCAGAGAGAGGGAGAGGCACAGAGUUUGAGUUCGAGAGUGGCAGAGUAAAGGCAUGGGAGGGUGAGAGAAUUCAUGAGGUAGGGAUGGAGGAUCUGGAGCUUACACUGGGGAGUGGGAAGACCCGUGGUGAAGCAUCAGGCUGAUGAUCAUAUCUUGCUUGAGAAUGUAUAAACUGGAGGCAAGAAUUCACCAUGUAUGUGGGUUGAGCUGUGCAUUCUCAAUGGUACUCCGUUUUCUUAGCCGGCUGAGCGGCAUUCCUUGGGGCCUCAUUAUGACUUCUGUCACUUUAAUUUGACAUCGGUGCGUCCAAUCUUUUCUUCAUCUGUACAGUACUCUUUAGCUAGGAGCCAUCACACGAUUAUAAACCAAUAGGAUUUAAUUAUAAUAUGAUCGAAUUUUUAAUGAGCUUCAUGGAAGCACUGCUUUCCUAAUUAGUUAAUGUGGUGAGAAAAGCAGGUUCAUAGGGAGGUCAUAUUCCUGUUACGAUUGCUUAUGUUUGGGGUAUCUUCAAUUCUUGAUUUAUUAUAGGGCCCUAUUUGAAUUGUCAA